Phascolarctos cinereus (koala) is the source of this 799-nucleotide messenger RNA. Its product is annotated as putative monooxygenase p33MONOX. Gene Ontology annotation, cellular component: cytoplasm. Lineage: Eukaryota; Metazoa; Chordata; Mammalia; Diprotodontia; Phascolarctidae. The record is from RefSeq and is a predicted model, not a curated record.
UUCUCUGUUAAUCCCUCAGCUUCCAGUGACCAAAUGAACAAGGCCCCAGUGGUGAGCAAAGCUACGCAUCUCAUCAUGAAUUCUCUGAUUACAAAACAGACACAAGAGAGCAUCCAUCACUUUGAACAGCAGGCAGGGUUGACAGACGCAGGAUACACUCCCCAUAAAGGCCUCACCACAGAAGAAACCAAGUACUACCGUGUGGCAGAGGCAGUCCAUAAAUUGAAGUUACAAAAUGGAGAAAUGGCAAAAGAAGAUAGACUGACUGCUUCAACCCAGUCUUCUCCAAGUAGUACACCCCAUUCUUCUCCCAAGCAAAAGCCUAGAGGCUGGUUUACUCAUGGAUCUUCUACUUCCUUACCUGGACUAGAUAUCUGCAGCAUGGACUCUGAGAAUGGAGAUAGAGACAAACCCUCAUCUGAAAAAUGGAGCCUUUUUGGACCAAGAAGAACCCUUCAUAAAUCCCACUUGGGUUUCAGUGUCCAGUCCUACAGAGGUACUCAGAAGCCAUCACCAAUGGAGAUCUUUCAGGUUCAGGCUACUAGAAUUGCAGAAGACCCAGCAGCAUUCAACCCACCUAAGAUGGACCUUCCCAUGAUGGAAGGAAAGAAACCACCUCCACGAACCCAUAACAUCAAACCAAGGGACAUGAAUGUGUUGACUCCUACAGGAUUCUAAAGCUCCCCUUUUCAUAUGAGCAAAGUUGCUUUCCCUGCUGACCACUGUUAUGUAGAGAGAGAGUAUCUUAGACUUUUCUUUUCUUCCCAUCCAUCUUGCACUUGACAUAGGAAUGAUGUCA